AAUCUUGACGGAUCUCACAGCUCCAGCGGCAGCAGAAACACCCGUCAGCAGCGCGCAUUGGAGACAAAAAAGAAAGCGCAUCACGGACACAAAGGGAAAUAUGGGUGCGCUGGAGAAGAUUCACCUCCGCCGUGUAACACAAUGGAUGAGCCGCUUGUGUUCCAUCUACUGGGAGACCAAUUAGCCCACCUUAAUGAGGUGCUGGGACGCGAGAUACUGCAAGCUAAAAAGGCGGAAGGCUGCGUUUUAAUCCGUCUGCGGAUCCUGUGAGCUUGCGAUGGCUGUGGCGGGGAUAUGCAAGUGGAUAGGGAAUAAUGUGCCUUUUUAUUUUGUGAUAUUUUCCUUGUUUUGUGGCCUUUCGUUUGGACAAUUGCGAUAUUCGAUUACGGAGGAACUGGAAAACGGCGCACUGGUGGGUGAUCUGGCGCAUGACUUGGGGCUCGAUAUUCGAAGGCUCGCCAGCCGAAAGAUUAAGGUAGUCUCCAACAGCGGUAAGCGCUACGUGAUUGUCAACCCCAAAAAUGGCAAAUUGCUCGUCAAUGAGAGGAUCGACAGGGAGGCGCUGUGCGAUAUGUCCAACACCUGCCUCAUCAAUCUGGAGGUGAUGGUUGAGAACCCCAAUGAGGUGCACCAUGUCGAGGUGGAGAUUGUCGAUGCCAAUGAUAACGCGCCGCAGUUCCCCAGAGAAGAGUACCAACUAGAGAUCACAGAAUCUGCUUUACCCGGGUCUCGUUACCCCAUCGAAAACGCUCAAGACCCAGACGUUGGGUCCAAUUCGGUUCGCAUGUAUCAGCUCAGCACAAACGACCAUUUCGCGCUGGUGUCCAACAAACCCUCCCUGAACACAAAGCACAUCGAGCUGGUGCUCAAAAAGCCAGUUGAUCGCGAACAGACGCCUUACCACCAAUUGAUUCUGAGCGCCGUGGAUGGUGGGUCGCCAGAGAAAACUGGCACGGCUAAAAUCAACGUCCGGGUCUUGGACUCAAAUGACAAUGUCCCCGUGUUUGACAGACCGGUGUACAAGGUGAAACUGUUGGAAAAUUCGCCCAAAGACACCCUGGUAAUCAAACUGAACGCGACUGAUCUGGACGAGGGCACGAAUGGAGAGGUGUAUUACUCUUUCAGCAGCUACACCCCCGAGAGAGUGAGGCAGAUGUUCAGCAUGGACACCAACACGGGAGAGAUAAGAGUGAGGAGCAAUGUCGACUAUGAGGAGACCAACUCCUACGAGAUGUACAUCCAGGCGAUGGACAAGGGCCCCGGGGCCGUGGCGGCACACUGCAAGGUGGUGGUGGAGGUGGUGGACGUGAACGACAACGUCCCUCAGAUAGUGCUGUCAUCUCUGUCGAGCCCUGUGAGGGAGGACGCCCGUGCAGACACAGUGGUGGCCCUCAUUAGUGUCACUGAUCGAGACUCUGGCGCGAACAAGCAGGUGAGCUUGGAGAUCCCAGCAGGCCUUCCUUUCAAGAUCAAGUCAUUCAGAAAUUACUACACUCUGGUUACCUCAGCCUUCCUGGACCGCGAGACCACUGAUGCCUACAAUGUCACUCUGAGUGCCACGGAUGGAGGAAACCCUCCCCUCUCCUCCCAGAAGACCAUACAAGUGGAUGUGGCUGAUGUUAAUGACAACCCGCCGCGAUUCGAGCAGACCUCGUACACCGUCUACGUGGCUGAGAACAACGCCCCCGGGGCCUCUUUGUGCACUGUGAAAGCUCAAGACGCGGACAUCAAAGAGAACGCACGCAUCACUUACACAGUGCUCAAUGACAACAACCAUGGCAUCCCUGUCACGUCGUAUGUGUCUGUGAAGGCCGAUACAGGGGAGGCUUACGCCCUGCGAGCCUUCGACUAUGAGUCACUGAGAGAGUUUCACUUCCAGGUCAAAGCCCAAGACGGGGGCAUUCCUCCGCUCAGCCGAGUCGCCACCGUCUACAUCUACAUAAUGGAUCAGAAUGACCACGCACCGCUUAUAGUCAACCCUCCCGGCAAUGGCACACGCUCCUUGGAGACAGUGCAAAAGAACGCAGAGCCCGGCGCCAUGGUGACCAAAGUUGUGGCCUACGACGCAGACGCCGGUCCAAACGCCUGGUUGGUGUACGUGCUGGAAACAGCUACCGACAUGGACUUGUUCAAGGUGCAUGAACACACCGGCGAGAUCAGGACCACUCGGAGGAUCCUGGAGGAUAACUCCACCUCCUUCGCCCUAACCGUUGUGGUCAAGGACCAUGGGCUGCCCAGCCUCUCCUCCACCGCCACCAUCAACGUGGCCAUCAUGGAGGUGCAGCCCAAAGUGGUCCCCGACCCCAAGAGGAUCAUCCGACCUCACAGCACGCUGCUUUUCUCUAACGUGACCCUCUACCUGAUCGUAGCUUUGAGCGCCACCACCUUCGUUUUCCUGGUCACCGUGGUGGUGCUGGCCAUCGUCCGCUGCCAUGCCUACUGCACCCAGCCUGGGUCCUGCUCCCCUUGCUGUGUGUCACAGAAGCCCCCUCCAGAUGGCGGGAGCAGCAGCGUAAGUGCCGGCGGGCAAGGCGUCGGUGGACCCGGGGCACAGCCUAACAACAACGUGGUGCUUCGGAGAGACCUCAAAGUGGAGCCUCACUACAUUGAAGUGCGUGGGAACGGCUCUCUGACAAAGACUUACUGCUACAAGACCUGCCUGACCGCCACCUCUGGCAGUGACACGUUCAUGUUCUACAACACGGGACGUCCCAUCAGUGGCACCUGGGGUAGCGGCGCCGACCGCUUCUUCACGAGUGGAAGUGGAUUUGUACGCAGACUGAGCAUGCCUGAUGCCUCGAUGCAACUCUGCCCAGAGCCGAAAGCUCCGAAUGCUGACUGGCGAUAUUCUGCAUCUUUGAGGGCAGGGAUGCAGAGUUCGGUCCACAUGGAGGAGUCCUCUGUGAUGCAGGGAGCCCAGGGGAUGCUGGUCCAGAACUGGCCCACUGUGUCCAGCGCCGCAGAUGGAGAUGGCGGUGAACUGUCACCCCCGGUGGGCGCCGGUGUCGACAGCAACAGCUGGCACUUCAGAUACGGCGCCUCCGGACAGGGCUACUGCCCUCCUCAGCAACUGAGGCCCGGAGAGAUCCCCCCCGAAGCCUUCAUCAUCCCCGGAUCCCCAGCCAUCAUUUCCAUCCGCCACGACGCCGGCCCCGUGGAUGACAAAGGUGACUUCAUAAGCUUUGGCAAGAAGGAGGACGCCAAGAAGAAGAAAAAGAAGAAGAAGGACAAGAAGGACAAGAAGGAUAAAGGAAAGGAUGACGACGAUUAGAGGAGAAGGGGCGACUUGAAAGCAGAGCUACCAAUAAACUACCCUCCUAAUUACAGAGCCGGAAAAAACAAAAAGCCAAAUGCAUAUUGUAGAACCGAGGGAGCCUCCUUGCACCAUAUUUGCAUAGACACUGUACAGCGGCCAAACCCUCAUUAGACAAGGCCUGGCUCCCCACACCAUGAAAUCAAAUGUUUCUGUCUUUCUUGGCUCAUUUGACCCAUAACUUUGGCCUGUAAAAGUCUAAGGUUUAUGGUUAACAAAUGUUCUUAGUAGACAGACUUCAUCUAACGGUUGGACCAAAUUAAAACAGAAAGGGUUUUAUUGGAUUAGAUUAGCCUUUCUGUGAUUUGCUGCCCCCUAAGCCCCCAACCCCCCCCCCCCCCCACCCCAGUUUGUAUAAUGAACACAAAAACACC
Sebastes umbrosus (honeycomb rockfish) is the source of this 3687-nucleotide messenger RNA. Its product is annotated as protocadherin alpha-C2-like. NCBI's taxonomy places the organism in Eukaryota, Metazoa, Chordata, Actinopteri, Perciformes, Sebastidae. Gene Ontology annotation, cellular component: plasma membrane. The coding region runs from base 278 to 3271 and encodes 997 amino acids. The transcript is spliced from 4 exons. Gene Ontology annotation, molecular function: calcium ion binding. Gene Ontology annotation, biological process: homophilic cell-cell adhesion. The record is from RefSeq and is a predicted model, not a curated record.